Messenger RNA from Monascus purpureus, 4219 nucleotides. The record is from the annotation of a GenBank genome assembly. NCBI's taxonomy places the organism in Eukaryota, Fungi, Ascomycota, Eurotiomycetes, Eurotiales, Aspergillaceae.
UUCCCAUCGCCGGGCGCUUUCGUCGCUUGAGGGAUUCGAAUUCCUUGUCGGAUGAAGAAACCGGGGCUGCAGAGGUCGCUGCUAAGCGGAGAACCGUCCUUAUUGCGACCAUGGAAUAUGACAUCGAGGACUGGGGAAUCAAGAUCAAAAUCGGUGGUCUCGGAGUCAUGGCACAGCUGAUGGGCAAGGCCUUGACUCACCAGAAUCUGAUCUGGGUUGUUCCCUGCGUCGGAGGCGUCCAUUACCCCGUUGACCAGAAAGCAGAGCCCAUGGACAUUGUCAUCCUGGGCCAGACAUUCCGGGUUGAAGUCCAGUACCACGUCCUGCGCAAUAUCACCUACGUUCUUCUCGAUGCGCCGGUGUUUCGGGCUCAGUCCAAAGCAGAGCCAUACCCAGCGAGGAUGCGAUGAUCUUGAUUCCGCCAUCUACUACUCUGCCUGGAACAGCUGUAUUGCUGAAGCCCUGAGACGCUUUGAUGUGGACCUCUACCACAUCAACGAUUACCACGGCGCUCUUGCUCCUCUCUACCUCCUUCCAAAGACCAUCCCUUGCUGUCUUUCGCUCCACAACGCUGAAUUCCAGGGGCUCUGGCCGAUGCGGUCCCUCAGAGAACGGAAUGAAGUCUGCGAAGUGUUCAACCUCGACUGGGCCGUUGUAAAGAAAUACGUCCAGUUCGGCGAUGUCUUCAACCUCCUCCAUGCCGGGGCCAGCUACCUGCACAUCCACCAGAACGGAUUCGGCGCUGUCGGAGUCUCCAAGAAGUACGGCAAGCGGUCAUGGGCCCGGUAUCCGAUCUUCUGGGGUUUGAAGGAAAUCGGCUCCCUCCCCAACCCGGACCCCACGGAUACAGCAGACUGGAGACGUGGGGAGCAGAUGGAAGACGCACAGGUAGACUCCGAAUUCGAAGCCGCAAGAGUAGAGUGGAAACAACAAGCCCAGGCAUGGGCUGGCUUGGACCAGAACCCUAAUGCGGAGCUCUUCGUCUUCGUCGGCCGCUGGUCCAUGCAAAAGGGCGUGGACUUGAUUGCCGACGUGUUCCCAUCAGUCCUUGAAGCCAACGAGAACGUGCAGCUGAUUUGCGUCGGGCCUGUGAUCGAUCUCUACGGGAAGUUCGCGGCAAUCAAACUGAACAAGCUGAUGGAGGUCUUUCCCGGACGCGUCUUUUCACGACCGGAAUUUACGGCUUUGCCUCCGUUUAUCUUCAGCGGCGCUGAGUUUGCGUUGAUUCCCUCUCGUGACGAACCGUUUGGGCUUGUAGCAGUGGAGUUUGGGAGGAAGGGAGCCCUUGGAGUUGGAUCCCGGUAAGAAGGAACCUGCAUAUAGCCCAGAGGUAUCUAUUUCGUUGCUGACUUGUUGUCAAAGCGUGGGUGGACUGGGCCAGAUGCCAGGCUGGUGGUUUACCAUUGAAUCCAUGACGACCAAGCAUCUUAUCCAUCAGUUCAAGCUUGCUAUCCAUGAAGCCCUUGCCUCCAAGCCCUCUGUGCGCGCCAUCAUGCGUGCUCGUUCUGGAAAACAGCGGUUCCCGGUUGCACAGUGGCUUGAAGAACUCGAGAAACUGCAGUCGAUUGCUAUCGAGAAACAUCACAAGUAUGCUGCCCACGGCCAUCGGUUUUCUCGCCGGUCUCUUCUUUCUUCCCAGCCACGAUCUUCAGUCGACCGCUCAGGUCAACAGACAGGCCUGAGAGUACACCGUGCUCUAGGAAGUUGGCAAGGACCAGGAUAUGCCGACGCAAGAUUCGACUCAUCCUCGCCGGAGCAUUCAUCCUUGGAGUAUGAGUCAGAGGAAGUCUUCCACGACACGGCCGCUGAACCUGCGGCCGCUGGAACACAGGCUGAUGCCGAGGGGAGUGGCGGCAAUGCCACCGACAACAACCAUCCCGAUCAGCAGCCUGAAGAACAGCCUGGCCCUGACCGAUCACUUGAAGUACGGCUGUCUCUUCCUCGAACCUACGACAGCUACUUCUCCCGACCCCAGUCUCUAUGUACAUCCGGCGAGUGCACCCCGGUGUAUCUGCCAUCAGGGCUAAACACGCCGGUUUUCCUACACUCUGGGACCAGCACGCCGAUUUUCCAGCCUUCGGGGGCGAACACGCCCAUGGAGAACGGCCUGGUUCCCCCGCCUCGUGCCCUGGUCUCAUCAGCCGUGAGUCUUUUGAGCGUUGAAAGCGUCGUCGGUGAAAAGCGAGACUUCAACCUUCAAAACGUCAGCCCCUUUUUCACCGACUCCAACGGCGAAUAUGCCAGCCAUUUUGAACGGAAACUCGCCAAUCUCGAUGGAGAGAACUCGGAAAACCAGCUUUGCAUUGAAGAGUUUCUGUCUCGCAGCGAGAAGGACUGGUUCAAUCGCUACCGUGAUGCGAAGCUGGGUCGAGUGUCGGUGGGAACGCCGUCAUCAUCCAUCUUCCGGUACAAGGUGCACAGUAGGGAUAACAGCGGUGUUCAGACCCCGAUGCCCAUUUCUCAUCUUUCAGCGAUGGAACAGCCUGCCGGUGGGAUCAGCGAGAAUAGAGACAGUGCCGGGGGGAACAGUGAAAUCAACAAUGGUAAUAACAGCAACAACAACAACAGCGGUAAUAACCGGGCAAGCGAGUUUCUUCUACCAACAGAUUACUCUCCUCCGUCGGGCUUGAGAUGGCUUCUUCUCUACCGGAUCGGUGACUGGCCUGUGUACUCCAUUAUUUUAUCCCUUGGUCAGAUCAUUGCGGCAAAUUCAUACCAGAUAACCCUGUUGAACGGCGAGGUCGGCCAGCCAGCAAGGAAGCUGUAUAUCGUGGCCACUAUCUACCUCGUGUCGUCGAUUAUAUGGUGGAUGGUAUUUCGGAGACUCAAGUCUGUAUACGUCCUGUCAAUUCCGUUUCUACUCUACGGCUCUGCAUUCCUCUUCAUCGGCUGCUCUCCCUUCGCACACACCUCCCUCGCAAGAACCUGGGUGCAAAACAUUGCCACGGGUCUGUAUGCGUUCGCCUCGUCAAGCGGAUCGAUAUACUUCGCGCUGAAUUUCGGCGACGAGGGCAGCGCCCCGAUCACGUCCUGGGUAUACCGGGCCUGUGUCGUGCAGGGAUCCCAGCAGAUCUACGUUGCCUUUCUCUGGUACUGGGGCAGCUCGAUGGCUGCGUCGGAAAUGAAAGCGAAACCCACGAGUCUGGCCGCGUCGAAUCCGCAUCUUCUCAUUGGAAUCGGGAUGGGCAUCGCGGCCUUGUUCUAUGCAAUUGCUGUGAUGACAUUCUUCGGUCUGCCAGAGUACUAUCGACAGGCUCCCGGGAAGGUUCCUGCUUUUUACCGGGCGUUGCCUCGUCGGAAGAUCAUUAUCUGGUUUUUCUACGCUGUCUUCAUUCAGAAUUACUGGCUUUCUGCACCCUAUGGCCGGAACUGGCUCUAUCUCUGGUCCAGCAACCAGACGCCAGCAUGGUCGAUUGUGAUCAUGGUCAUCAUCUUCUUCAUCGGCAUCUGGGCACUUGUCCUGUGGAUCUUUGGCUAUAUGUCCGCGCGGCACGCAUGGUUUAUCCCCAUCUUCGCCAUUGGUCUGGGCUGUCCGAGAUGGUGCCAGAUGCUCUGGGGAACAUCGAACAUUGGUGCCUACGUUCCUUGGGCCGGAGGAGGUGCUGCCAGUGCACUCGUUGGGAGAGGACUUUGGCUAUGGCUGGGAGUUCUUGAUGCCAUUCAAGGAGUUGGCUUCGGAAUGAUCCUCCUCAACACCCUAACCCGCUUCCACAUCGCCUUCACCCUUCUUGCUGCGCAGGUAAUCGGAUCCAUAGGAACGAUCCUCGCCCGAGCCACGGCGCCCGACAAGAUCGGACCCGGUAAUGUCUUCCCAAGAUUCUACUCUGGGCAUAUUGCAGAGAAGUUGGCGAAUGCCGACUUCUGGCUUUGUCUUCUCUUCAUGUUGUCUAUUAAUGUCUUGUGCUUUAUGUUCUUCCGAAAGGAACAGCUGCAAAAGCCGUGAAUGAACGAAUGAGACCAAGAUGGCUUAUGUUGAUAAUGAUGGUAUGAAUCCUAUAUAAUAUUGGAUAUAAAAAAGGGCUAUGAGUAUAAAGUGUGUCGGGGAUUGUCUACGGAACUGAUGAUUAGCUGUUCAUAAUAUGUAUCAUGUUUUAAUGAGAUAGACAAUGGAGUUGUCAAGGAGAUUAUUCUUGUUCUUCGCAUAGUGCUGGAUGCUAGUCAUCAUAAUUUCCCGAGAAAUCCUCAUUCAUCCUUAAAAGGCCAUGCUUUUUCCUACAAG